AUGUGUCGGGUAGUUUUUUGGUGGAUACUUGAGAGCAGGAACUUCACUUUUAAAAGCACCCGCUCUUACGCCGAAAAGACUCCGUGCAUUCACGCCAUUCUGGUCGAGAUGAAAUUGACUCCCAGCGUCCUCAUUGGGCUCUCGGUGAUUGCACAGCAUCGGACUGUCAGCCAAGACUUGGAGUACAAGGAGAAUAAUAUACCGGAUUUCAACUUCUGCGUUUACAGUCUGGAGCCUCUUCGAGUGCUUGUGUCUUGUUUCCUGGGACGUCUACCGGGCGAGUUCGCCACCGAGUUCACGAACACAGUUCAGGAAGCUUUCGGCGGCUUGGAAGUCGUUGAAUGUCUGAAGUUCAUCUGCAAGAACAAUAACGACGACGGAAGUAUGCUGAUGGUUACUUGGAUCGACGAGCUCGAGGAACACCACAAACGGGCCGCUCGGUUGGCAGUUUGGGACUGUAUGGAUGAGCAUCGGAGUAUAGUUGAAUCUGCGGCGUAA
Messenger RNA from Galendromus occidentalis (western predatory mite), 498 nucleotides. RefSeq lists its product as uncharacterized. The record is from RefSeq and is a predicted model, not a curated record. Lineage: Eukaryota; Metazoa; Arthropoda; Arachnida; Mesostigmata; Phytoseiidae. The transcript is spliced from 4 exons. Bases 1 to 498 code for a protein of 165 amino acids.